UGCUAAUAAUGUUGUGGCGCUCCACGUGAGUGAAAUGCAUUCGUAUGAAGCACGUUUGUGUAUUAUUACAAAUAAAUUACAUUUAGUGUUAUUGUUCUUAUUUUAAGUGGACUAUAUUUGUAACAGAUAUAAAAAUGUUGGUUGAGCCGAAAUUAACAAACACUUCAAAAAACUUCGGUAAACCACCAGAGAACCAAAAUCUCUUAUUGCAGAGUUUAGGAAGUCCGCACAUAGAUUCUUUUAAUUACAUGUUAGAAGAUGGUCUCUCAGAAGGUGUUAGAGAGAAUCCCCUUGUUUAUAUUCACCUUCCAAAUGAAGAUAAAGUAGCUCUAUGGGUGGAUGAUGUAUCUAUUCAUCAACCUUCUAUCCCCACAGGGACUAUUGGAGUGAAAAAUCAUAAAAUUUAUCCUACAGAAUGUCGUCAAAGAGGAUGUACUUACAAAGGAAAAAUAACUGUUAAAUUGGGUUGGUCUAUCAAUGGUAAAAUUCAAGAAGCUCUUGAAAGAGAUUUAGGAGAAAUUCCAAUUAUGGUUAAAUCCAAUAGGUGUCAUUUGAGUAAAAUGAGUCCUAAAGAAUUAGUUAGUCAUGGAGAACAUGAACAGGAAUGGGGUGGAUACUUUGUCAUUAAAGGACUAGAAAGGCUUAUAAGAAUGCUUUUAAUGACCAGGAGAAAUUAUCCCAUAGCCAUCAGAAGAUCAGGAUGGAAAGCUCGUGGAAUACAAUUUAGUGAUCUUGGCCUACAACUAAGGAGUGUACGUGACGAUAAUACUGCAACUAACAAUACAUUACAUUAUGUAACCGAUGGGUCUGCAAAGUUAAUGUUUACACAUAGAAAAGUUUUGUACUAUGUUCCAUUAGUCCUGAUGUUCAAAUGUUUGAUAGAUGUUUCAGACAUUUUUAUUUAUAAUGCGUUAACAGCUGGUAAUAAUGAUCUGUAUUAUAAAGGUUGUAUUUUAAAUAUGCUUAGAGAAAUUCAUGAACAAGGUCUACACAGUCAUGAAGAAUGCAAGGCUUAUAUAGGAAGAAUGUUCAGAAUAAAAUUUUUUGAAUUACCUCAAGAUGCUACUGAUAUAGAUGUUUGUGAUUUUAUCAUUAAGCAUUGUGUAGCAAUUCAUCUAAAUGAUCCUCUAGAUAAAUUUUAUUUACUUGUUUUUAUGACCAAAAAGCUAUUUUCUCUUGCAAACAAUAACUGCGCUGUUGAGGGAGCUGAUGCUGUGAUGAUGCAGGAAUGCCUGCUUGGUGGUCAUUUGUACUUACAAGUAUUGAAAGAGAAGUUACAUUCUUGGCUAACUGGACUUAAAUUGGGUAUUUUGAAACGUGCCAGAAGUGCGGGCAACAGAUACACUUUAAGCAUACAGGAAAUGUUGAACAUAAUGAAGCAUACAAGUUCACUUGAAUCGCAGAUGGAAAAUUUCUUAGCCACUGGAAAUUUAAAAUCACCAACUGGUUUAGGACUUAUGCAAACUAGUGGCCUCACAAUCGUUGCCGAAAACAUUAAUAGAAUGCGUUACAUGAGUCAUUUUCGUGCAAUUCAUAGAGGUUCUUUUUUCCAGGAAAUGAGAACUACAGAAGCUAGACAAUUAUUGCCAGAUGCAUGGGGUUUUAUUUGUCCUGUCCAUACACCUGACGGUGCACCUUGUGGGCUCCUGAAUCACUUAACAAUGAAUUGUAUCAUUACAAAACAUCCGGAUCCCAAAUUAAAAGCUAAUAUUCCUAUAGUAUUAAUGGAUCUUGGAAUGGUUCCUUUAUCUAUUGCUGACAACUGGGACAAUUCAUAUGUUGUAAUGUUGGAUGGAAAAUUGAUUGGAGUAAUAGAUGAUAGUAUAGUUGCUAGAGUGACAGAUAAACUUCGAUUACUUAAAAUAAAGGGACAAGAAAUUCCAUCUACAUUAGAAAUAGCUCUGGUGCCAAAGAAGAAUGUACCAGCUCAGUAUCCAGGAUUAUAUUUAUUCACAAAUCCAGCACGCAUGAUGAGACCAGUGAUGAAUUUAGUUGCUAAAAAAAUUGAAUAUAUAGGAACAUUCGAACAAAUUUAUUUAAAUAUUUGCAUCACACCUGAAGAAGCUUAUGAAGGAUUAACAACACAUCAAGAAUUGUCAAAGACAGCUUUCUUAAGUAAUUUAGCAAGUCUUAUUCCAAUGCCAGAUUGUAAUCAAAGUCCAAGAAAUAUGUAUCAGUGUCAAAUGGGUAAACAAACAAUGGGUACUCCAUGUCAUACAUGGCAAUUACAAUCAGAAACUAAAUUGUAUAGACUUCAAACACCUGCAACACCACUUUUCCGCCCUGUUCAUUAUGACAAGAUUGAUCUUGAUGACUUUGCUAUGGGUACAAAUGCAAUAGUGGCUGUCAUUUCAUACACAGGAUACGAUAUGGAAGAUGCAAUGAUUAUAAAUAAAGCUGCUUAUGAUAGAGGGUUUGCGCAUGGAACAAUUUAUAAAUCUGAAUUUGUAGAUUUAAAAGAUCAAAAAAGUUAUUUUGCACGAAAUCCAGAUAAACCGGAACUUGCAGAAAAAUUGGAUACUGAUGGUCUUCCUAUACCAGGUACUAUUCUCUCUGAAGGUGAAGUUUAUUACUGUUACUACGAUGCGGAUCAGUCUGCAUACAUUACUGGUAAAUAUCAUGGCAAAGAGGAUGCUCACGUUGAUACUGUAAAACUCUGUGGUAGUUUACAUAGUCAUGUUCCACGCAGGGCUUGCAUUACUUUUCGCAUUUCGCGUAAUCCAAGUGUUGGAGAUAAAUUUGCUUCUAGAGCAGGCCAAAAAGGAAUCUGUUCUCAAAAAUGGCCAGCAGAGGACUUACCAUUUACAGAAACCGGGUUGAUUCCUGAUAUUGUAUUUAAUCCUCAUGGUUUUCCAAGUCGUAUGACAAUAGCCAUGAUGAUCGAAGUAAUGGCGGGAAAAUCAGCAGCAAUACACGGUUUGGUACACGAUGCAACGUCUUUUCGGUUCAACGAGAACAACACAGCGGUUGAAUAUUUUGGAAAAUUGUUAGAACGUGGCGGUUAUAAUUAUUACGGUACUGAAAGAAUGUAUUCAGGUAUAGAUGGCAGAGAAAUGACAGCAGAUAUCUUUUUUGGAAUUGUACAUUACCAACGAUUGCGGCACAUGGUCUCGGAUAAGUGGCAAGUUAGAAGUACUGGUCCAAUAGAUGUUUUAACAAGGCAACCUAUAAAAGGUAGGCGAAGAGGUGGUGGUGUUCGAUUUGGUGAAAUGGAACGAGAUUCGUUAAUAUCUCAUGGCUGUUCAUUCCUGCUUCAAGAUCGUCUUUUCCAUUGCUCAGAUAAAACUACGACAUUAGUUUGUCAAAAGUGUGGAACAUUGUUAGGUCCAGUAAUGGAAGCGUCUUUAAAUGCAUCAGGAUUUGGCGGUAAAACAAGAUGUCGUCUUUGUGGCGACGAUGAAUCCGUAAGGGAAGUUGAUAUACCGUACAUCUUCCGGUACCUCGUAACACAGUUAACGUCUUGUAAUAUUAACGUAAAAUUGACAUUUGCAGAAAAAUGAAAAACGAAA
Molecule: messenger RNA, 3509 nt
Organism: Nomia melanderi (Alkali bee)
Lineage: Eukaryota; Metazoa; Arthropoda; Insecta; Hymenoptera; Halictidae
Gene: RpI135
Product: RNA polymerase I subunit Rpl135
Biological process (GO): DNA-templated transcription
Cellular component (GO): nucleus
Molecular function (GO): DNA binding; ribonucleoside binding; DNA-directed RNA polymerase activity
Source: RefSeq, a predicted model, not a curated record